AUUAUUUAAUGAGUGUCUGGUUCGCACACUUCUCACAAUUUAGAACGAUUACAAUUAUUGAGUAGAGGUUGGUUCUGGCAAACUAAGAUCAUGGAAAAGUUCUCGAACGUAUCAGGAAGUUCAGUUUUGGUACCAUCAGUUCAAGAGUUGGCCAAACAAAAUUUGGCUACUGUUCCAGAAAGAUACAUUCAGCCUCAACAUGAACAGCAAAUGGUGCAUAUUUCUCAACAACCUAAUACUGCCACCCUUCAGAUUCCAGUUAUUGACAUGCAGAGAUUGCUUUCUCAAGAAUCUGCAUCUUCUGAAUUGGAUAAGCUUCACCUUGCUUGCAAGGAAUGGGGAUUCUUUCAGCUGAUAAACCAUGGAAUAAGCUCAUCGAUGGUGGAGAAAGUGAAAUUGGAGAUGGAAGAUUUCUUCAACCUUCCAAUGACGGAGAAGAAAAUCUUUUGGCAAACUCCAGAACACAUGGAGGGUUUCGGACAAGCAUUUGUUUUCAGUGAAGAUCAAAAGCUAGAUUGGGGUGAUAUGUUCUACAUGAUCGCCCUUCCAAAGCACUCCAGAAUGCCCCACUUAUUUUCACAACUCCCUCUUCCUUUCAGAGACACUCUAGAAGUUUACUCAGAAAAGAUGAAGGAUCUAACUAUGGAUAUUGUUGGGCAUUUGGCAAAAGCAUUGGGGAUAGAAGAAGUGGAAAUAAGAGAGAUAUUUGAAAAUGGGAUACAAAUGAUGAGAAUGAAUUAUUACCCUGCAUGUCCUGAACCAGAAAAAGUGAAUGGCCUAACAAAUCAUUCAGAUCCAACAGCUCUCACCAUCCUCUUACAAAUAAAUGAACAACAAGGAUUGCAGAUAAGAAAAGAUGAAAUCUGGGUUCCUGUUAAACCCUUGCCAAAUGCCUUCAUUGUUAAUGUUGGGGACAUCUUGGAGAUUAUUACGAAUGGAACAUAUCGGAGUGUUGAGCAUCGAGCAACAGUGAAUUCAGAGAAGGAAAGACUUUCAUUUGCAACAUUCUAUAGCCCUAGAGAAGAUGCUGUCAUAGGUCCUUCACCAUGUUUGGUAACUGAUCAAACACCACCACAGUUCAAGAGUAUCAGAGUGGAUCAGUAUUUUAAGGACUUUUUUGCUCGAAAACUUGAAGGAAAGUCCAACAGAGAUAACAUGAAAAUAGAGCAUCCUAAUUGAACUUGUUCAAAUUACCAAAAAAAUAUGUUUUUCAUCAGUGUUGUUUGUGCACAGUAGAAUAAUUACAUGUAUAAUAAUGUGCACAGUGAAUCAUCCGUAAGAUAUUGAAUGUGGUCCUAUAGCACGUGUAAUGUAAUUUGUCAUCUAUAUCAUAAAUGUAUGCUUGAUGUCCAA
This is a messenger RNA of Vigna umbellata (rice bean), 1353 nucleotides long. Its product is annotated as protein SRG1-like. NCBI's taxonomy places the organism in Eukaryota, Viridiplantae, Streptophyta, Magnoliopsida, Fabales, Fabaceae. The record is from RefSeq and is a predicted model, not a curated record.